CAUGCCCAUAACCCCCAGCCAGGGCCACACCUCGCAUAGCAUCCUAUAUAAGCACCCCCCCUCUCCCCUCCCAAUCUGUAGUGGUGUUCACAAAUCUAAUCAUGGCAAAUACACUUCGAAAUAGCAACUCCGCCGCAGCUCGGUCGCAGCCCAGCCGGCUCCAGCGGCGGAGACCAGCGUCCUUGCAGAUCAGUCCAGCUUCUUCUUCUUCUUCCUGUUGGAAAGUUGCGAUUCCUCUCUUGUCUCCGCUUAUUACUUCGCCUACCGCGAUGGACAUGAAGUCUCGGGAGGAUCCGCAACCACCGCCGAGGAGUCAGGGAACGGAGGGGGAGAAGCCAGUGGUGUUCACGAAGUGGCAGCACCCGGCGGCUCCUUUAUGUUACGAGCCGGCUAAGUUUAAGCCCUCAUUUUCUGUGCCUGUAUAGAUUUAGAAAUUAGAAUGAAUGUUGAUUAAUUAUCAGAGAAUAGUGGUUUUAUUAGUUUAGGCCUUUUUUUUAUUUUAAAAAAAAUCUAAUUAUACAUACUUUUUUGUUAA
Messenger RNA from Populus trichocarpa (black cottonwood), 535 nucleotides. RefSeq lists its product as uncharacterized. Lineage: Eukaryota; Viridiplantae; Streptophyta; Magnoliopsida; Malpighiales; Salicaceae. The record is from RefSeq and is a predicted model, not a curated record. Gene Ontology annotation, cellular component: nucleus; cytoplasm. The transcript has a single exon. The coding region runs from base 102 to 425 and encodes 107 amino acids.